Messenger RNA from Zymoseptoria tritici IPO323, 2393 nucleotides. RefSeq lists its product as uncharacterized. Gene Ontology annotation, cellular component: mitochondrion; nucleus. Bases 231 to 2393 code for a protein of 720 amino acids. NCBI's taxonomy places the organism in Eukaryota, Fungi, Ascomycota, Dothideomycetes, Mycosphaerellales, Mycosphaerellaceae. The transcript has 4 exons. Gene Ontology annotation, molecular function: single-stranded DNA 5'-3' DNA exonuclease activity. The record is from RefSeq and is a predicted model, not a curated record. Gene Ontology annotation, biological process: interstrand cross-link repair.
GCAAAGGCCUGGCUCGAGAGAGGUACUAUAUGCCUACCUCCAACGCACCAUCACUAAUCAGUAGACCGAGACACGCAACGGAUCAGGCUUACCAUCACGCUAUAGCGACUCAGUCCGUAGCUCCGACUGAGACCUAUACGUGAAGAGCGGAAGCACACCGCUGUACAGAUACAAAAAACCGCCGCCUCGCUGAGUUGCAAGUUCGAUCGGUAUCGCAAGAAAUCGUAGCCAUGGCCAAACGAACGGAGACGACCUACCAAGUCACGCGAAUCACUCGCACUUUCGACAAGACCUUUGACCAAGUCCUGGAGCGUUUGAACUCCAGCAUCAAACAGCCUGACGGCGCCGGCUUGGGCAUCAUCGACCACUUACAAUCCAAAGGAGCCUUUGAGAAGGUUACCAAUGCAGCUCUCGGACCACAUGGAUUCAUGAAGUUCCAACAGUUCGAUCAUGGACAAUGGAUGGGCUUGUACGGCGUGAAUGGAGGCAGAAAUGUGGCAAGGAUCAUCUUUGGGAACCCUCAGAUUGCUAUAUCGAUGUUGAAGCAUGACGUGAGUGCCGGUCUGUUCGUGCCGGUUGAGGUCUUAAUCAUCGAGAGGGAGGAUGGGAAGGGCACGGAUGUGGUUCAAGUGAAGCCGAGUACGUUGAUUGCGGGCGCCGAGGGGUCGAGCGAUGAAUUGAAGAAGGCAGCGGAGGUUCUGGACGACAAGUUGGAGAAAUUGUGGGACGACUACGGCACAGAACUCGACCUCAACGAGAGCGAUUAUGGCUCCGACCUCGAUGCUGCAACCUGGGACGCACUCUUGACAGAAUCCGAGUCACAACAACAGUUUCACUCCUUCAAGGUCGAACAGUUUCCCUCCUUUAACGGUGAGGACAUCCCCGAACCGGUCGUUCAAGAUGAGCCCGAGGCGCAAACCCAUUCUCUCCGUCUUGCGCGCGUGCGUGACAGCCUCGCACGAGCUAUCAGUGGACUCACGGAGACAUGCGAGCAGUUGGACGGGCUGGAGGUGGAACUCAAGCAGGAGCUACCUCAACUACCCCAGCCUCAAAAGCGGGAGCGUACGGUGGAAGUCGAAUACAGCGAGGUUAACCGUCUCGCCUUCAUCACUGCCGCCGAACCACCUGUCGAGUCGCCUGGGAAAGUCGAUACGAGGUCGCCCAUUGAGAAGUUUCGUAGGUCAAAAUACAAGAAGAACAUGACUGUGACGGACAUUGUGUCGCCUGCGUGGUGCGAGAUCCAAUACUGGUACAACUUAACGAAGCAUGGGCGGAUACCGAAGACUGUGAACAUGGUGAAAGGGUCGAGGAUACACAAAGUCAAAGAGAUGGAAGUGCAUACAGAAGUGCCAGUGGAGAUUGCUACGAAGGAAGACAAGCUUGGUCUACGACUGUGGAAUGUCAUUCAAGGCUUGCGGACUCUACGAGCGACGGGCCUGACUCGGGAACUGGAAGUUUUUGGCGUGGUAGAGGGCGAAGUGUUCAUUGGGAUCAUCGACGAGAUCUCGCACACAUGUCCAGAUGAGGAGAAGGAGGAGAGCAUGCUGAAAUCAGGGGACACCUCGACUUCACCGAGUACGAAGGCGAAGACAAGUGCUAUUCCUGCUGAUCAACGCACAAUGAAGGACUUCUUGACCAGCUCUCAAGCAAGCGGCGUGUCUGGUAGUGACGGCGCAUGGCUAAGACCUCUGCGAGAGAAACCUCGCACGAUAUAUCUGGGCGACAUCAAGACUCGUGGCUCGAGUAAGUUGCCGCGACCAGGCAGCGAGACGAAACCGGCGGAGAUUCAGCUGAUGAUGUACCGACGUCUACUCCUGGAUCUGGCCGCGAACAAGGUCGAUGCAGAACCCAUCUUCGCCUGCUAUACAGUCGAGCCACACAAGCCUUUCAGCGAUACGUUCAUCGCUUCGUUGGGCAACAUCGACUUCGACUUCUCCUCUCAAAUGACAAACGUCUCCAUCGAAGCGGACGAUGCCAACGACGAAUUUGCGGCUCCAGAAAGUGAUCCCCUGGCGGAGAUUCUGGCUCAUAACACGCUAAGCUCGCUGUGGUCGCACAUGAUUGCCGAGUUCACAAAGACCAUCUCCGUCAACGCUUCUUCGUCUAGUGUUUCACGACUACUAUCCGCAGAGUAUCGACAAGCCGAUCGUGGCAAUGUCAUCGGAAGGCACAGCUUCGUGUACAACAGUGACAUCCUAGAGCCUUAUCUGCAGGAUGUAAUGAAGUGGUGGAAGGGACAGCGUGAGCCGCGUGGAGUGGAGAUUGAGGAUGCAUACCUCAAAUGCCGACCUUGCGCGUUCAGAGAGAUAUGUACAUGGCGAGCUGAGAAAAUCGAGGAAGUCGCGAACAAGGCGAAGCUGAGGAGCGCGGCAAGGUCAAAAAGUCAAGUGUGA